UUAUUAGCGAAGUGGCUUUCUAAAAUCCAUUUGAAGUUUGGAUUCCUUUCCCUCCAUCAAAAGCACACGCGGCUCACUUUUCUCUGCCUCUUCACAGACUAAAAUGUCAUCUCUCAGCAAUUGAUUUGCUGUCUGCCUCAUUUGCUCCAUUAUGAUGUGCCGACUCAUCAGUACUGAGCUUUGCUCAAACACUUCCUCACUCUUUAUGUGAUCGUGAAAAGACUCAAAAUUAAAGAUAAACAGCGUUUACAUUAGAGCUGAGCUUUAAGUGCUGUUGUUCUGACCGCCUCAUAGUCAAAACAUCCUAUUUUACCCAAUAAGAGUGAAGGAUCAACCCUUUAAGAAACCUAAAAUAAUGAGCUUAAAUCAUAUUUAAAUAUUUUAGUGUGAGAAUAGGGCCUUUCAGGUCUGUGUAUGCAUCGAGGACAAACCACGCCCACUCCUCCAUCAGCCUCGCUUGCACAUGGAUUCUUUUUAGAGCAGCAGAGUAGGAGAUAAAAAGAGGAGUAGAGCCAUGAGUUGGUGCUAAACCGAACCGGAUCACUAAUGGCUUGCCUGAGAGGAGAAACAACUGUAGAGAGUUUGGACUUUGUGCAAGUGUCCGGCUUCUCUCCUGCACAUGAUGGACUUUGGGCCCUCUUACCUAAGGAGGAUACUCUGCGGUCACCCUGUUAUGUGUUUUCUUUGCCAGCUAGUGGUUUAGGUAAAGUAACGACUGCUGAUGCAAGUAUAAAAGACUUGAAAAUGGACAGGAGGCAGAUGAAGAUGGUAUUAUUCUGCAGGCUGGCAGAACAGGGGGCGGAUUGGUCCAUUUUAAGGGUUUUUGGAGCAGUGCUAUUCGAGGCAAACAAUGGGUUUGGAGGGCAUGGAAAUAAUUGCCAUUACUGUUGUUGUUGGACUAUUUAUUGUUGUUCUUAAACAGUUUGGGAUUUGGGAGCCUCUGUCUCUGGAAGACGACACUAGUGACAGUGACCUCGAGCUCUCCAUGGUGCGUCACCAACCUGAAGGCCUUGAGCAGCUGCAAGCCCAGACCAAGUUUACCAAGAAGGAGCUUCAGUCUCUUUACAGAGGCUUCAAAAAUGAAUGUCCGAGUGGUCUUGUGGAUGAGGAAACUUUUAAAUCCAUCUACUCACAGUUCUUUCCUCAAGGAGAUGCAACCACAUACGCACAUUUCUUGUUCAAUGCCUUCGACAUGGAUCGAAACGGUUCAAUCCGAUUUGAGGACUUUGUGAUUGGAUUGUCUGUUUUGCUUCGAGGUUCUAUCACAGAGAAGCUUCGUUGGGCUUUUAACCUCUAUGACAUCAACAAGGACGGCCUUGUAACUAAGGAGGAAAUGUUGGCAAUAAUGACUUCCAUCUAUGACAUGAUGGGCAGGUACACCUUACCCAGUGUGCGAGAAGAAUCUCCCUUUGAACAUGUGGAGAAAUUCUUCCAGAAAAUGGAUCGUAAUAGAGAUGGAGUGGUGACAAUAGAUGAAUUCAUUGAAACUUGCCAAAAGGAUGAAGAUAUAAUGGCAUCCAUGCAGCUCUUUGAGAAUGUCAUCUAAUUUCUGCAGUUAAAGCUGAACUAAUACAUCUGAACAGCAAUACGUCCAGUCUUCAAAAGAAUGCAUGAGAAGUUUUAACAAUAUGUAUUUUUUAGUUUCAGCACAUAGAGGGGAUCCGAUGCAUCAUGAUAGCCAGAUAAAUAUGAUAUGUUUUUCUGUGACAUUAAAACAAAGCAUGUUAUGCAACCAUCA
This is a messenger RNA of Oryzias latipes (Japanese medaka), 1738 nucleotides long. The record is from RefSeq and is a predicted model, not a curated record. Lineage: Eukaryota; Metazoa; Chordata; Actinopteri; Beloniformes; Adrianichthyidae.